Molecule: messenger RNA, 1055 nt
Organism: Anolis carolinensis (green anole)
Lineage: Eukaryota; Metazoa; Chordata; Lepidosauria; Squamata; Anolidae
Gene: tmem145
Product: transmembrane protein 145
Biological process (GO): G protein-coupled receptor signaling pathway; response to pheromone
Source: RefSeq, a predicted model, not a curated record
AGGAAGGAAGGAAGGAAGGAAGGAAGGAAAGGGAAGAGAGGAAGGAGAGAGGGAAGGGAACAGGAAGCUGAAAGGAAGGGAAACGAGGAGGAGGAAGGAAGGAAGGAGAGGGGAGGGAGGGAGGGGGGGAGGAAGGACGUGCUCGGAAUGCAGAGAGAGCGUCGGGGCAACGGCUCCCCGCCCGGGUCUCUGCUCGGAAGCCUCCCCGCAUCCCUCUCUCUCUCUCUCCUUCCUUCCUGGCUGCCUCGGGGGCGCGCCCGUGCCUGCCUUCCUCGUGCGCGCGCAGGGGCGGAGGAGGAGGAUGGGGCUGGUGGGGGGCGCGCUGUGGCUCGUGGCCGCCCUCCAGCUCCUCCCGCCCGAGGCCUGCCGGGCCAAGUACGUCAAGGGCAGGAUCCGCACCAAGGAGGACUGGGUCUUCCUCACGCGCUUCUGCUUCCUCUCCGACUAUGGACGCCUCGACUUCCAGUUCCGAUACCCGGAGGCGAAAUGCUGCCAGAACAUCCUCCUCUAUUUUGACGACCCUUCGCAAUGGCCGGCCGUCUACAAGAAGGGCAAUAAGGAUUGUCUGAUGAAGGAGUCGGUCAUCCGUCCGGAAAACAACCAAGUCAUCAACCUCACCACCCAGUACGCCUGGUCCGGGUGCAAACUUUUGAUGGAAAACUCGGAGCGAUACCUGAGCUGUGCCAGCGGCCGAAGUUUCCGCUCCGUCCGCGAACGGUGGUGGUACGUGGCUCUCAGCAAGUGCGGGGGCGAUGGGCUGGAGCUGGAUUACGAGAUGAUCCUGACCAACGGGAAAUCCUUCUGGACCCGGCACUUCUCCGCGGAUGAGUUCGGGAUCCUGGAGACGGACAUCACCUUCCUGCUCAUCUUCAUCCUGAUCCUCGUCAUUUCCUGCUACUUUGGCUAUCUGUUGAAAGGGAGGCAGCUGCUGCACACGACGUACAAGAUGUUCAUGAUGGCGGCCGGAGUGGAAGUUCUCAGCCUGAUGUUCUUCUGCAUCUACUGGGGACAAUACGCCAGCGACGGGGUCGGGAACGGAAGCCUCAAGAUCCUGG